This is a messenger RNA of Phragmites australis (common reed), 954 nucleotides long. RefSeq lists its product as uncharacterized. NCBI's taxonomy places the organism in Eukaryota, Viridiplantae, Streptophyta, Magnoliopsida, Poales, Poaceae. The transcript is spliced from 3 exons. The record is from RefSeq and is a predicted model, not a curated record. Gene Ontology annotation, cellular component: plasma membrane. The coding region runs from base 63 to 746 and encodes 227 amino acids.
CUUCCGCCAUCACCAGUCCACUCCACCAGCCCAUCCCGCAACCCACCAUCGCUCCGCUCGCCAUGGCGAAGACCACGCAACCCUCCUCCCGUGACCGGGAGCCCCUGCUCCCGUCCUCCGCCUCCCCGCCGCCCUACCUCGACCCGCAUCCCGCCGACUCCUACGCCGUCCUCCUCGUCCCCGUCCGCCUCCGCCGCCGCCUGCGCCGCGGCUGCGGCUGCCGCUGCCACUGCCUCGCCCCCCUCCUAUCCUCCCUUGCGCUCCUCGCGCUGGCCGGUUUCCUCCUCUGGCCCGCCGACCCGGACAUCAGGAUCGCGCGCCUCCGCCUCGCGCACGUCUCCGUCGCGGCCCGCCCUGCCGUCGCUGUCACUAUCUCCACUUUGCUCAAGGUCCGCGUCCGCAACCCAGACCUCUUCGCUCUCGACUACACCCGCCUCGACGUCUCCAUUGGCUACCGCGGCGCUCCACUGGGGCGGGUCACAUCCGGCGGGGGCCGCGUCCGCGCGCGCGCUGUGUCGUACAUCGACGCCGAUCUCCACCUCGACGGCAUACGUGUGGUAGAGGACGCGAUCUACCUCCUCGAGGACCUCUCGCGGGGAUCUGUGCCCUUCGACACCGUCGCCGAGGUCGAGGGCCACCUCCACUUCUUCUUCCUCAGCAUUCCCGUCAAGGGGACAAUAUCUUGUGUGGUGCAUGUUAAUCCACAUAAUCAAACCAUAGUACAUCAGGACUGCUAUCCAGAGUGAAUUGCAGUGGCGUCGAAGCUAUCUUCUCUUGCGAACAGAUCAUUUCUAAGCUUUGCUUGGAGUCCUUGUUGUAAAAUUCAAUCCAUUGGCCAUGGAUGUACGUGUGCAAAAACGAUACUGGGAGAUAGGCCUGAUGUAAAUUUGUUAGCAGGCCGGAACAGCUUACUUUAAAUCCAUUUUAAUAGUAAUCAGUUCACCUAAGAGAAAA